Lampris incognitus (smalleye Pacific opah) is the source of this 573-nucleotide messenger RNA. It is a transcript of the gene nenf, whose product is annotated as neudesin neurotrophic factor. The transcript is spliced from 4 exons. The record is from RefSeq and is a predicted model, not a curated record. The coding region runs from base 57 to 539 and encodes 160 amino acids. Gene Ontology annotation, cellular component: endomembrane system; membrane. Lineage: Eukaryota; Metazoa; Chordata; Actinopteri; Lampriformes; Lampridae.
GGCCGGCGCAUCCGGCGGCGCGUACUUCCGCAUUGACCCAAACACAAAACCCUACCAUGGCAACGGCGCGACUUUGUGCCGUGUUACUGCUCGUUUGCGCGAAUUUGGCGGACGAGGUGAAGCCGAAACGCGAGCCGGCCACGAAACCUUCCCGACUGUUCGUCGAAGAGGAGCUGCGGAGGCACGACGGCGGCGAGGACGGACAGCCCAUUUAUAUGGCAAUAAAAGGAGUUGUGUUCGACGUCACCAAGGGGAAAGAGUUCUAUGGGAAAGGCAUGCCCUACAAUGCUCUGGUGGGUAAAGACUCCACAAGGGCUGUGGCUAAGAUGUCCCUGGACCCAGCAGACCUGACAUCUGACACUACUGGCCUUACAGAAGAUGAGCUGAAGUCACUGGACAGUAUAUUUGAGGGCACGUACAAAGCAAAGUAUCCCAUUGUGGGAUACACAGCAUCACGACUCCUCAACAAGGAUGGAAGUCCCAAUGAAAACUUUGAACCCGAAGACCAGCCUCAUUUUCAAAUCAAAGAUGAGUUUUAAUGGGGGGUUUUUUAACCUCUUUGGUACAGGUCAG